CUGAAAUAUGCAGGGUUGAUCAGCCAUAUUUUGGUAAUGUUUAUUUUCGGCGGAGUUGUUGAUAACAAAUUUGGAGUACAAGCUGAACAUGGAGAUCUUGGCACAGUAUCGUUUCACUUGCGUAGGAAAACAAAAAUGCAUGGACACACUCAUAAACAUUCAAGAUACCACAACAGAAGUCAUUUCCAAAGCAGUUUUGGUCGGAGUAAAGAUGGCUACUCGUUGAGAAGUACAUCGUAUGCAUAUGUAAUAGAAAUGAAUAUUGGUACUCCUCCUCAAAAGCUUGAAUUUCUGAUAGACACUGGGUCAGCAAAUAUGGCAAUAGCAGGUCCACAGUGCAAAGAUCAACAUGGAAGCAAAUGCAAGAUUGAUAAUUAUUAUUAUCCCUCAAAGUCAUCCACAGCUGCUCCUUUAAAUAAACCAGUAGAGACAGAGUAUGGGAAAGGUGCAUGGUCAGGAGUCGUUUUUAGAGAUGUGAUAUCAUUUCCAGGAGGUUUGCAUUUGUUUUCUUCAUAUAAUAUGAAUGUUUAAUGUAAUUUAAUAAUUAAUGUUAGUUUUGACUAUGUGACAUAAUGAAACUGCCUCAUUCAAUGCAAUUUGUAAAAUCCCAUCGCCAGGUAUGAUAUUUCCUCUCCAUAUAUAUUUUGUUGGUCCAACCAAAAAAAUUAUCUCUUGCUUAGCCAUGAAUUACAACUUAUAAAAUAUUGCAAAGUUAAGGUGUUAUAACUUGCAUCUACUAAAGUGGUGUUGUGGCCCGGUUCGAGUGCAAAUCAAUUAGCUUCAAGUAAUAAACAAACAAAACUCGACAUAGUUUUCCAACGCAAAUCUUUAUAAAAACCAAAUACUCUCUACAACUUCUCGACAUGAUUCAAACUGUUUCUCUCACUAACUAACUAAAAGUCCUCUGUCCGGGGGUAAGUCAGUUUUUGUAAUAUGGUGUAAUAAGCAGGCCUGGCCGUUUGAGGCGAGCGAUAGCUCGCGCUCGCCUCCACGCUCCCCUCGCAACCUGAGGCGAGCUAUGAAUUGCUCUCCUAAACAGAACAUGAAGGAAGAAUCGCUCCCCUAAAAUUUCCUAUUCAGAGAAUUAUGAAAACGCACAAGGGUUAAUUGGUUUAUUUUUGUAACAGCGAUUUCUCCCGUCAUUGCAUUUUUUGCAAUUAACUUUUUGCUUGUUGGGCGGUUUUUGUUAUGAUAGGCAUAAACUUCGA
Molecule: messenger RNA, 1208 nt
Organism: Rhopilema esculentum
Lineage: Eukaryota; Metazoa; Cnidaria; Scyphozoa; Rhizostomeae; Rhizostomatidae
Source: RefSeq, a predicted model, not a curated record